Colletotrichum godetiae is the source of this 1983-nucleotide messenger RNA. RefSeq lists its product as uncharacterized. NCBI's taxonomy places the organism in Eukaryota, Fungi, Ascomycota, Sordariomycetes, Glomerellales, Glomerellaceae. The record is from RefSeq and is a predicted model, not a curated record. The transcript has 2 exons. The coding region runs from base 253 to 1557 and encodes 434 amino acids.
GGCUCUCUAUCAAGACGGCUCGUACCUUGAACCAGUGCCCCGAGAGCACCCUUUGUGGGACAACAACGAUGGGAACAGAUGCGCGAACACAACGAGGGCUAGGUUUAUAAACAUGGCGCUCAGCCCAUUCGCUCUACGAGCUGUUUCCCACGUCUCUUCCUGUCCUGUUUGGUCUCUCUCGGAUUGACGGCGCACAUUACUGUUAUCCAAGUACUCACCAGUCUCAGUGAGACUGCUCAAAGGUCGAACAACAUGGUGAACACAUUUCGGUCCAUCGCUGGCUUGGCGGCUCUCUCAAGCUUUGCCAGCGCCAAGCUCUACGAACUCCCUCAAGCCACCACUUCGUUCAACUUUCCCCUCGACCAAUUCAGCCCUCAGCCGACCAAAGCCCCGGCGUACGCUGACUUGAGAAAAAGGCAAUCAUCGACGACGACCACCGUGCUCGUUGCGCCAGACAACACUUGCGGUUACAUCUCUGGGCGUGCUGGUGCGGCGUACACCUGCGGAACCGCCGCCAGCUGCAUUUUCUUCACAUCGGUGAACGGAAACACCCCCGGGCGAGUUGCCUGUUGCGACGCCAGCGACUGUGGCGCCCGCCGGACAUGCUACGAUUCUAAACAGGUCUCAUCGUCGAGUCUCUGCGAUGGUGGCUGCCUUGUUGAUCGCUUCACCUUGAAGUGCACCAACACGGCCCGGCCAUACUGCAAUACCAUUUCGUUUGCGGAUGGCAUCUUUGACUAUUGGUGCAACACGGCAGAGAUAUCAACCCCGCAAGCCGCGACGACCACCUAUGAGGGCGGGCCGGCGCGCAACUGGACGCCAUUGGCGCUGACAGACGACACCUCGUCCAGCAGCGUCAUCCGGCCAGCCAGCUCCGGAGUUAUCACAGGAACCGCUAGCGGCUCGGUGUCCGCGCCCUCGAUAACCACGUCUCCCGACAAUGACAACAACGGCGGCAUCAACAAUAACAACAAUAACAACAAAUCUUCGACCCCCGUAGGUGCCAUCGUCGGAGGCGUCGUCGGCGGCAUCGCCGUCAUCGCCCUCAUCGCCUUUGGAAUCUUCUUCAUUCUCCGCAAGAAGAAGAAGACGCAGCAACCCGGACCCGGACCUCACGGCCAGCCUCCCAUGAUGACCCAGCAGCAGCAGCCACCUCCAAUGGGCUACGCCCCAGCACCUCAGGGCUCGCCGGCACAGUACGCCGGCCAAACGCAGACGCAUUCCUACUACGAGACAAAGUACGACGGCCAGGGCGGAUACCCGCAGCAGAACUACGGCGGCACGCCCCCUCCUCCUCCCGGUCAACAGGGAGGCGGCUACCAGCAACCCUACUACAACGGCAACAUGGCGGUACCCGACCGCGCGGACACGACGAGUCCCAGUGCCAUGUCCCAGGCGACACACAGCAACCGCCUCAGCACGCAACCCGUCAGCCCGAAUCAUCCGCAAGGCGGGUUCCAGCAGUUUGGCGGUGGUGGUGGGCAGCCGCAGCCGACGAUUCACGAGGCGCCUGCGAAUGGUGAUGGGCACAAGGGGCAGAUGCAUGAGCUUGCUUAGUUGCAGCUACAAUGCUUCUGUCAAUCUUGAUCGUUGAUGUUACGACAUGAGACUUUUGUGGAUUCUGUGUAUACUUUUGUGUUUUACUAGGGAAUGUUUCCUCUUGGAAGCGGUAAGGUGGUUCACUACACAGAGAGUGAAGAAACUAUGGGGUUGCCUGACCUAGGCUAAUUUGGUGUAUUGGUGUUGUAUUAGACUUGGACUUAAUGAUUUAUAUUCUAACGAAGGUUGAUGUUUUAUAAGGAGAUACAUGUACGAACUUGUGGGUUUCUUACAGGGAGAUAUGAGCCUCUUGGAAGGUUGAAUCUUCCUCUGUCUUCCAUCGUUUGCGAGCAUGAUUCUGAGAGGUAUUGAAAAGAAUCGAUUCAUCCACCCUCAUGUAGCUGAAGUGACGUUCCACCAUGGCUCACAAAGUUCCAGAAGGUG